Molecule: messenger RNA, 2677 nt
Organism: Gossypium raimondii (Peruvian cotton)
Lineage: Eukaryota; Viridiplantae; Streptophyta; Magnoliopsida; Malvales; Malvaceae
Product: G-type lectin S-receptor-like serine/threonine-protein kinase At1g11330
Exons: 7
Coding region: 129-2615 (828 amino acids)
Biological process (GO): recognition of pollen; protein phosphorylation
Molecular function (GO): protein serine/threonine kinase activity; ATP binding
Source: RefSeq, a predicted model, not a curated record
UGAUGUAAACAUUUGCAGCUGCCUUGAAAUAUCAAAAUCAGACUGUUUUUUUAACUGAAAAAAAAAUUGAGUUGAGUUAAAUAUCAUCCAUAAAUCAUAGCGUCUCUUCCAAGUUCUGGGAAGAGAUUAUGGGAAAAACUAUUAGCUGCUCUGUUUUACUAGCUUUAAUAUCUUGCUUUUACUUACUAUUUGCCACUGCUUUAGACACAAUAACACCAUCAAAAUCCAUCAAAGACCCUGAUGUUAUAAUCUCCCAGAAAGGUCUUUUCCGAUUGGGAUUCUUCAGCUUGGUUAACUCCAGCAAUCGUUAUGUAGGGAUAUUGUACCAUCAAAUCCCCAUACAAACUGUUGUAUGGGUGGCAAAUAGAAACAGGCCUCUCAAAGACUCUUCUGGGAUUCUCACCAUAUCAGAUGAUGGCAACCUUGUUGUUUCCAAUGGAAAAGCUGAGAUUCUUUGGUCAACAAAUGUUAACAAUACAGCUCCUAAUGCAACAACUGCCCAGCUUUUAGACUCCGGAAACCUUGUCCUUAGUAAUGGUGAGGAUGGAGCAAGCAGCUUAUGGGAGAGUUUCGAAGAUCCUUCUAAUGCCUUCAUUGAAACUAUGAAGAUCAGCACUGAUGUUAAAACGGGUCGUAAAGUGGAGCUGAAAUCAUGGAAAAGCAUUGAUGACCCAUCUGAUGGUAACUUUUCUCUUAGCCUUGAACCUUUCAACAGUCCAGAGGGCAUCAUUAGGAAGAAUAACCAGCUCUAUUAUCGGACCGGUCCAUGGAAUGGGAAUACCUUUAUUGGCUUAAUAGAUAAGUACGCUGCUUAUCUUGAAGGGUUUUAUGUUGCAGAUAAUCCACAACAACCGUACUAUAUGACUUACGAAUUUUCUAAUGACUCUAUGUUGAUAUACAGUGAAUUAGAUUCUCAAGGAAAAUUCAUUGAAUGGAAAUGGGAUGAGGGGAAAGGGAACUGGAUAAACAAGUACUCUAGUUAUCAAACAAAUUGUGAUGUUUAUGGAUACUGUGGGGCAUUUGGAAUAUGCGAUUCAUCGAAACGAACCAUUUGCAGUUGCUUAAAGGGGUUUAAGCCUAGGAAUAUAGAGGAAUGGAGUAGAGGUAAUUGGAGUAGUGGAUGUUCUAGGACUACCCUUUUGCAUUGCCAAAGAGAUAACAAUGGCAGUGGAGCAAGCCAAGGUGAUGAUGGGUUUUUGGAGAUGAAGAUGAUGAAAGUGCCAGCAUUUCCGCAUCUGUCAUCAAUAAGUAACGGCCAGUGCAAAGACCAAUGCAUGAACAUGAAGAAUUGUUCGUGCGUGGCUUAUGCGUAUGAUGAUGGCAUUGGUUGCAUGUUGUGGAGUGGAGAUUUGAUUGAUGUCCAGAAAUUCUCCGCUAGCGGCGUCGAUCUUUACAUUCGUCUGCCAUCUUCGGAACUGGAUAAAGAGAAAAGCAGUAAGGUCAUUGUUAUUACAACAGUAACUGCGGGCAUAGUCGUUAUUACAAUUUCUGCACUCUUCCUAUGGUGUGGGAUGGCUAAACAAAGAGGAACGAAUAAAAGACACAAACAGAUCAAACACAAAUCUUAUAGUGAAAAUGUACGAGAAAGUUUAAUUGGUGUUAAACUCCAGCAGCUUCCACUAUUCAAUUUCGAAGAACUUGCCACCGCGACCAACAACUUCCAUCCCGAAAAAAGGCUAGGGCAGGGUGGUUUUGGUCCGGUUUACAAGGGAACAUUAGAUGAUGGAAAAGAAAUAGCAGUGAAGAGAUUGUCAAAAGCUUCGGGGCAAGGAUUGGAAGAAUUUAUGAACGAAGUGGUGGUUAUUUCAAAGCUCCAACAUCGAAAUCUGGUUAGAUUACUUGGGUGUUGUGUUGAAGCAGAAGAGAAGAUACUCGUCUAUGAGUUCAUGCCCAAUAAAAGUUUGGAUGCUUUUCUAUUUGAUCCUAUUAGACAAAGACUUUUGGAUUGGAGAAAACGCUUCAACAUUAUUGAAGGGAUUAGUCGAGGAUUGCUUUAUCUUCAUAGAGAUUCAAGAUUAAAGAUUAUACAUAGAGAUCUAAAAGCAAGUAAUGUUUUACUUGACCAAGAUUUAAAUCCAAAAAUUUCUGAUUUUGGGAUGGCCAGGAUCUUCGGAGGUGACGAAAAUCAAGCCAAUACUAAAAGGGUUGUUGGAACUUAUGGUUAUAUGUCUCCUGAGUAUGCAAUGCAAGGGCAAUUUUCAGAGAAAUCAGAUGUGUUCAGCUAUGGAGUUCUACUACUAGAGAUUGUUAGUGGAAGAAGAAACACAAGCUUUUACAACAAUAAGGAUGACCUCAGUCUCUUGGGAUAUGCAUGGAAAUUAUGGAGGGAAGGCAAUAUUUGGGGCUUAGUAGACAAGGUGAUUUUAGAGUCGAAAUCAUAUUCAAAUAAUGAAAAAGAAAUAUGGAGAUGCAUACAUGUUGGAUUGCUAUGCGUUCAAGAAUAUACUAAAGAUAGACCCACUAUAUCUACUGUUAUUUCAAUGCUUAAUAGUGAGAUUUCAGAUCUUAACACUCCAAAGCAACCUGCUUUCACUCAAGCGCCACUAAUGAGCCAUGAUGUUGAAGAUAGAGGUUCACUUAAUGGUGUAACUCUUACAAACCUUGAUGGUCGAUAAAAAUGUAAAUUAAUUAUUUAUAUUGUUUACAAUUAAAGUUCGAGCAUUGAAAUUUAUUUUUA